CCGCCCUCCACCCCGGGGCGUUGCCGUGACCGCGCCUCCGUCGCCCGCGCGGAGCCAGAUGCCGCGCUCUCCGCCGGUCCCUCCCCUGGCGGCCUGGCGCCUCCUUCCCUCCCCGCCGCGGUGACUCACGGAGAGGGAGGCGGAGGCUGAGGCGGCCGCUCCCGCUGCUGCCGCUGCCGCUGCUGCCGUUGCGGCUGCUCUGGCUGUGCGCGUCCCGGAACAGGCCGCCGCGCGCCGCUCUCGGACCCGCAGCCCCCGCCCGCCUGGCCGGGUCGGGCGGCCCAGGGCGGCAUCUUCCUAUUUCUCCCCGGCCACGGCCCACCUGUCAUAGUUGAGCAUCUGGUUGCCUCAAGUUGAUUUCCAGAAGCAGCAGUCCCCAGAGCUGGCCAGGGGAUGAACCGCGAGGGGGCCCCCGGGAAGAGUCCGGAGGAGAUGUACAUUCAGCAGAAGGUCCGAGUGCUGCUCAUGCUGAGGAAGAUGGGCUCCAACCUGACGGCUAACGAGGAGGAGUUCCUUCGCACCUACGCGGGGGUGGUCAACAGCCAGCUCAGCCAGCUGCCCCAGCACUCCAUCGACCAGGGUGCGGAGGACGUAGUGAUGGCGUUUUCCAGGUCGGAGACGGAGGACCGGAGGCAGUAGCUGCAACCCCCGUGGAACACCCUGGAAGCUGGCCAAGGCCAGGAGAUCUGUGUGGACCUCACCGCUGAGUGGCAGAGGGUCAUCUCCCCUCCCCCUGGUCCCCCACCCCACCCCACCCCACCCCGCCCCGCCCCACGGCCACUCAGCAUCCUCGGGGGAGACACCAGCGGUGCGGUCACGAUUGGCUUAAAGGGACGGACUCAUGAUUGGCUGCAGGAAGAAACCUUUUUAUUUUUAAAUCUUGACCAAUGGAAACCUUUUUAUUUUUAUUUUCUGACUCUUAUUUUAAAAAAAGAAAAAAAAUUUGCGCCUCGGGUGUAUGGCUUCCCAGGAAGCUCUCCGAGCUCUGGUGCUUUAUUUGGGUCACUCUUUAGGAACAUGAGGAGGUCCGAUUGGCGGCUUAAACUGGAAAAGGAUUUGAUUGGCUGGCUAAUGGGAACCUUUUUUUUUUCUUUGAUUGGCUGCAGGUGUUAUGCUGAUCGCAACAGCUCCUCUCUUUUGAAUGUCGAAAACAGGGUUUGGGACAUUGGUUGUUAUAUUUGACUUGAAAAAAAGAAAGAAAGAAACCAA
Bubalus bubalis (water buffalo) is the source of this 1209-nucleotide messenger RNA. It is a transcript of the gene CTNNBIP1, whose product is annotated as catenin beta interacting protein 1. The transcript has 5 exons. Gene Ontology annotation, cellular component: beta-catenin destruction complex; cytosol; nucleus. Gene Ontology annotation, biological process: negative regulation of Wnt signaling pathway. Gene Ontology annotation, molecular function: beta-catenin binding. The record is from RefSeq and is a predicted model, not a curated record. Lineage: Eukaryota; Metazoa; Chordata; Mammalia; Artiodactyla; Bovidae. Bases 394 to 639 code for a protein of 81 amino acids.